Molecule: messenger RNA, 731 nt
Organism: Canariomyces notabilis
Lineage: Eukaryota; Fungi; Ascomycota; Sordariomycetes; Sordariales; Chaetomiaceae
Source: the annotation of a RefSeq genome assembly
CGACAGCACCGUCAAGAUCUGGGAUGCAGCGACGGGCACAUGCACUACGACGCUUGAGGGGCAUAGCGGUUGGCAUGAUGUCACGUCCUUGAAGUUGUUUGCCUCCUGGUCAGGUGACGCAAAGCUCCCCUAUCAAUAUAGUAUAAGCUCGGACGGCAGAUGGAUUACAAGGGACUCGGAAAACUGGCUGUGGCUUCCUCCAGGAUGUCGGUCGACAUGUUGGGCCAUAGCGGGAUCUACGAUUGCCAUUGGCUGCGACUCGGGACGUGUCCUGAUUAUGACGUUCCUGACAGACAGCUAGUGCCGAGCUCUCUCCUCACAGUUUCUCUCUCUCCUUUUUCUUAUCAUAGCGUGCCAGAGGAGGGGUCUGGGGGGUUCCUUUAAUUUAUAGUUGUUGUAAUGAAACGGGGAUUCAUGAAACCCCUAAUUUUGGGAUGCCCUGCUCAAAGUGGCCACUGCAUUCUUUUCCUUCUUACGGUUGCGUUGCGUUGCCCUGGGUGGGCAUAUAAGUAGUGGUUACUUCCCCCCGGCCCGCUGGACAGGAUUUAAUCAAGCAUUCCCUUCUCAUUGAACUGAAUUGAAUUGCACUGAAUCGCACUGAACUGAAUUGAACACCCAUUUCCCUCUGAGCAAAGCUCAGAAAACCUUACUUUCCAUCCGUUUGGCCCAUAAGGAUAUCGUAAGGGUAAUCUUGUCAAUACCCUCUGGUUGUUGUUGUGGCCUGUGGCCCU